AGAAGACCAAGUUCUCGUCCAUCGCCAACAGCCGAGGCCUCCCACGGGCCUUCUGACGAUCAGAGGAAGACGACAACCUCCUCGUCCAUCCCGAAGUCUUCCACGAGUGGCCGCCAAGCAGCACUACGACAAACUCCUCGACCAACGUUAUCUUCACGAAAGUCCAUCAAAUUAUCAACUACGAUGGACUUAUUCAACCUCCCGGAAGAAGUUGCCAUCGACCCCGCGCUAUUCGACCAGGAUUUUGUCUUAGACUUCCCACUCCCUACACCUUACCACCUUCCCCCCUCUCCCCCUACCACGAUCGACUCUCUAUCUCCUUCAUACUCCCCGGAGCCUUAUCCGGCCCCUUUCCCCGCGAACUCUCCCCUUCCAUCACCGACGAGCUCCACGUCAAGCGUGGAGUUCUUAGGUGAACUUCCGUCCCUGGAAUUCUUAGAAGAAUUUGAGUUCCCCGAAGAUCUCGUACGUGAGGAUUCCACGCCUGACGUGGAAUUCCUCCGUCAAGUCUCCCAUUCCCCUACUUUCUCCACGUCCAGCGUGGAAUUCCUACAAGAAAUUCUCCCUUCCAGGCCUCCUAGCGCCUACACCUCUCCUGUGGAGUUCCUUGGAGAACUCCUACCCCUCUCACCCUUAAACAACGCUCUCCCAGAUCUCCCUCCAUUGUCACCCACCGCCUCCACGCCCAGCGUGGAAGAACUGAUAGACAUAGUGGCAUUGUAG
Molecule: messenger RNA, 723 nt
Organism: Vollenhovia emeryi
Lineage: Eukaryota; Metazoa; Arthropoda; Insecta; Hymenoptera; Formicidae
Exons: 2
Source: RefSeq, a predicted model, not a curated record